GAUUGCAGCGCGGUGCCACGGCCACUGGACCGGCGCAGCUGCCACGACGUCACCGGCUGCAACUGGUCCACCUCAUCCUGGUCCGCGUGCAGUCAGACCUGCGGCCGGGGCACUUCUACCCGGGCAGUGGUUUGCCCCAGCGGCGAUGAGAGGGACUGCGCCGGGAUACCGCGACCGGAGGCCGAACGCAGCUGCUCUGAGACUGUCGGCUGCUCUUGGGUCUUGGGCCAGUGGUCGAGCUGUUCCAGCUCUUGCGGCAACGGCACGCGGAGCCGCGAGGUGCGCUGCCCAUCGGCCGUCAGCGAGGAGGAUUGCGGCUCAAGCCGGCCCAACAGCACCGAACCCUGCAGAUCAUCAGAGGGAUGUGGCUGGAGCAUCGGAGACUGGGGACCUUGCGACAGCAGCUGCGGGGAAGGGCUGCAGACGCGCCGGGUGGAAUGUUCCGAGCCUGGUGGGUGUCCCAACGCUGGGCCGGUCACUGCCCAGGCUUGCUUUGCUUCCGUGGGCUGUCACUGGACGGCCGCUCGCUCCGGGUGAGAUGUACGCUGUGGG
Messenger RNA from Symbiodinium sp. CCMP2456, 552 nucleotides. The record is from the annotation of a GenBank genome assembly. Lineage: Eukaryota; Dinophyceae; Suessiales; Symbiodiniaceae.